AUGCCGGAAACUACCAACUUAGGUGCAACAGAACGCUCUCCCCUUCUGAGCAAUACUCCAGAUCAAGCGGAACGUCCCGCACCCAAGAGCCAUGGCUCAGCUCAGAACGGAUCAGCAAGCGAUGUCGAGUCGAACCAGCAAACGGAAAAUCCGGAAGACCCGAUUAUCGUGCAAGGGAGGAAAACGGUCAAAUCUUUCUUACCCAUUCUCGGCGUCGGCAUCUUCUUAGCCUUCCUGGACCAGUCCAUUGUCGCUGCCAUCAAUGGAGAAAUUGGUAGUGAUUUGCACGCGCUCAGAAACGUCUCCUGGAUCGCUACCGCCUAUUUCCUCACCAUGACAGCUUCCCAGCCACUCUAUGGCAAACUCAGCGACGUGUUUGGGCGGAAGCCAUGCCUCCUAUUUGCCUACGCCAUGUUUGGCCUCGGAAGCCUUGGCUGCGCUGUCACAAGGAACAUGGAAGGCUUGAUUGCUGCCAGGGCAGUUCAAGGGAUCGGAGGAGGAGGCAUGUUGAUCAUAGUCACCGUUCUUCUCUCCGACUUCAUCUCGCUGCGGGAAAGAGGCACAUAUCAAGCCUACUGCAAUCUUAUUGGAGCAGUCGGCUCAACUUCUGGUGGCCCUAUUGGAGGGCUUUUUGUACAAAGUAUUGGCUGGAGAUGGGCCUUUCUUAUCCAGGUGCUUCUGUGCCUGAUUGCAAUCGUCUCUGUCGGCCUAUUGCUUCAUCUUCCGAAACGGCAAUCUGAAACACCAUGGAGAAAGCAACUUCCUCGCAUCGAUAUCCUUGGUGCCUUGCUCCUAAUUUUGACCAUCUUCGGCAUAUUGUUCGGCCUUGAUCGAGGCAGCAAUGUUUCUUGGCGCAGUCCCCUGACCAUAGGAUCGCUAUGCGCCGUAGUACCUUUGUCAAUCGCAUUCCUAGGAGUUGAAACCCGUUUCGCCGUCGAGCCAUUCACGCCCGGCCAUAUCAUCUUUGACAAAGCUCUCUUUGCAUGCUAUACACAGAACUUUUUUGGAUACGCGGCUUUCACCGCACUGAUAUUUUAUUUACCCUUAUUCUUCCAAGUCAUUCUGGAAAUGACGCCCGCCCAGGCCGGGGCGAGCCUUAUCCCAGCAGCAAUUUCUGCUGUUGUCGGAACGCUCCUCGGCGGAAUAAUCUUGAAGAGGACAGGAAAAUUCUAUUGGCUCGCUGUACUGGCGAUGACAGCGGCUACUCUUGGAUCUAUACCUAUCGUGGUGGCGCCUUCACUCGAUGGCGGUUCACUUGCAAGCAUCUACGUUGGAUCCAUUAUCAGUUUCGUGCCACAAGGUGUAACUGUGACAGCUUCUCUCAUCGCGAUUAUAUCCAAUGUCUCAGCAGCCGAUCAAGCCGUAGCCACAGCAUGCUCCUUCCUCUUCCGAUCUCUUGGCGCAGCUGUCGGUGUCUCCUUGGUCGGCACACUGAUUCAAAAUGUCUUACGGAUGAGGCUUCGUGCCUCCCUUGAACCUCAAGAGGCCGAUGAGAUAAUUGGAGGUAUCGCGCAAAGCCUCGAAUACAUCAAGGAUCUUCCUCCUUCGCUUCGUGCGGUCGUCCGAGAGUGCUACAGUGCAGGGAUCCAAGCAGGCUUCGCAAUGUGCUUAGCAUUACUUGCAGUCUCCACACUGAGCGUCAUUUGGUGGCGGGAGAAGAAGCUUUCUAGGUGA
Molecule: messenger RNA, 1674 nt
Organism: Letharia columbiana
Lineage: Eukaryota; Fungi; Ascomycota; Lecanoromycetes; Lecanorales; Parmeliaceae
Exons: 5
Coding region: 1-1674 (557 amino acids)
Biological process (GO): transmembrane transport; basic amino acid transport
Cellular component (GO): fungal-type vacuole membrane
Molecular function (GO): basic amino acid transmembrane transporter activity
Source: RefSeq, a predicted model, not a curated record